AUGUUUCACCGUCGUCGCCCCGCUACCAUAACCACUCGCACCACUAAGCCUACCCUGAUGACCAAACUCAAGGGCCGAAACGCGAAGUCGCGAACCGUGAAAACCACAACGACAACACACAAGAAUCCAGUCCACGGUCAUACUGCUGGUCAUACUAGCCACAGUGCUCGUACUGGUCCUACCGGAGGUCGCUUUGGUCGUAAGAAUGCCUAUGGAACACCUGCUCAUACUCGCCAUCGGCGCAAGCCCUCCAUUGGUGACAAAGUCUCUGGCGCUAUGUUGAAGCUGAAAGGAAGCUUGACGCAUCGCCCUGCAGUCAAGGCUGCUGGAACCCGCCGCAUGCAUGGCACGGAUGGACGUGGCUCACGCCGUGUCUACUGA
Messenger RNA from Penicillium robsamsonii, 381 nucleotides. RefSeq lists its product as uncharacterized. Bases 1 to 381 code for a protein of 126 amino acids. The transcript has 2 exons. Lineage: Eukaryota; Fungi; Ascomycota; Eurotiomycetes; Eurotiales; Aspergillaceae. The record is from RefSeq and is a predicted model, not a curated record.